Colossoma macropomum (tambaqui) is the source of this 1960-nucleotide messenger RNA. Its product is annotated as NAD-dependent protein deacylase sirtuin-5, mitochondrial-like. Lineage: Eukaryota; Metazoa; Chordata; Actinopteri; Characiformes; Serrasalmidae. The coding region runs from base 126 to 1046 and encodes 306 amino acids. The transcript has 9 exons. The record is from RefSeq and is a predicted model, not a curated record. Gene Ontology annotation, molecular function: protein-malonyllysine demalonylase activity; protein-succinyllysine desuccinylase activity; NAD+ binding.
CGCUCAGCAGCCCCUCUAACUCGGCGUAGAAGAAGAGGAAAUCAGCUCACUAUGCAAACAAGUGUUUACUGAGGAGUUUACUUCACACUUCUCACCUUUACCUGCGUUUGCAUUAAGAAGCAGAAAUGAUCAUUCGGCAGCUCACGCGGCGGACGCUGCUCUUUCCUUUGGAAUGUGGGAAUCAGAUUGCAGCUCUAAAAGUGCUGACUGGAGCAGCGAGACCAAAUUCAGACAUGGCAGAGUUUCGUGAGGUUUUCUCCAAAGCCAAGCACAUCGCCAUCAUCACUGGAGCUGGGGUUAGUGCAGAGAGCGGCCUGCCCACCUUCAGAGCAGCCAGCGGCCACUGGAGACGGUGGAAGACACAGGAUCUGGCCACUGCGCAGGAGUUCUCCCGCAACCCCUCCAGAGUGUGGGAGUUCUACCACUACUGGAGGGAGUUGGCCCUCAAAGCCACGCCCAGUGAGGCCCACAGAGCUAUAGCCGAGUGUGAGGCUCGUCUCAGUAAGCAGGGCCGAUCCCUGGUGGUCAUCACCCAGAACACGGAUGAGCUCCACCGCAGAGCCGGAUCCAAACAUGUACUGGAGGUCCACGGCAACCUUUUCAAAACCAGGUGUCUGAGCUGUGGAGAUGUGGAGGACAACCACCACAGCCCCAUCUGCGCUGCUCUGCAGGGCAAAGGUGAUCCAGACUCAAAGUGCAGUGAUGCUGAUAUUCCUGUGAGGGAUUUACCGAGGUGUGACGAGAGAGGCUGUGAUGGCCUCUUGAGGCCGGAUGUGAUCUGGUUUGGGGAGACGCUGGACUCUCAUGUCCUCACCAAAGUGGAGAAGGAGCUGGACGCCUGUGAUCUCUGCCUGCUGGUGGGCACAGCCUCUGUCGUGUUCCCUGCAGCAUUGUUUGCCCCCCAGGUGGCGUCCCGGGGAGUCCCAGUGGCCGAGUUCAACAUCCGGCCGAAAGCAAGCACAUCCCGAUUUAAGUAUCAUUUUCAGGGUCCAUGUGCCACCACCCUGCCCAUCGCUCUGGCACGCCACGAGUCUGAGGUGAUCUGAAGCCCCGCCUUCCACCAGAGGGGGGCAAAGAGGAGCAAAACUUCAUGGUCCUUUUUAAAACCAGCCCGGGGGUGCCGUUCAACUACCAGCGUUUACCAGAACACCGAGGCGCUCAGCGCUGGGAAUGCAGCUCAUGCCUGUCAUUAGUACAUUCUGCUUUAAAUGAGUUUUGUUGAAGAGGUGAAGUGGACCUGUUACAGCGGUGUUAUGCCAGCCAAAUGGGAACCAUUAAUGCUUGCUUGGAAAUUAGGAAGACUGUGCUGGAUCUAAUUUUAUUACUGGUGUAAUAUAAUUGAUCCAGCUAUGUGGCAAAAGUGUGCCCCAGAGACGCCGUUUUAUUGCUAGUCAUUUGCUGAUCUGUGUGGAAAUGCAGAUAAUAGUGCUUUCUUUGGUUUUUGCUCGACUGCAUUUUAGCUCACCUGAAAACAGCAUACCAACACUAGCAAAAAGUACAAUAAGAAUGAAUGGAAACCAAUGAGCUUUAAUGCUAUGCUUCAUACAUUAGUAUUGUUUGAGUGAAGCUUUAAAGGGCCCAUAUUUUUGCUUUCUCGAGUUUGACAUACUAUUGUAAACAAUGUUAAUGUUUCACCUCUUAGUCCAUACAGUCCAAACCUGCAGUGUCAUGUGAUGUCAUGAAAAACCAACACAUUCGCAUAUAUCCACCCAUUCAGCCUAUUGCAGGUUAGCUAAUUGGGACAGAGCCCAUUUACAUAUGUCAGUUUUAAAGGCACAGUGACAAAAAACAGCCUGUUAUAAUUGUAAUUGAUACAACAGGGUUUGAAAAUGAUGAUUAGGUCAUGAAAAAAUGAAUUACUGUUUGGUAUGGUCAUGUGCAAAAGUUUGUGUGCCCCUGGCCAAAUUACAUUUUGUUUAUUUAAGUAAAAAUAAGUUAACGUAUCCUCUACAGAGAGCAU